Molecule: messenger RNA, 1230 nt
Organism: Arctia plantaginis
Lineage: Eukaryota; Metazoa; Arthropoda; Insecta; Lepidoptera; Erebidae
Source: the annotation of a GenBank genome assembly
AUGUAUUCUUUAAACAGUGAUUUUGUGGAUAAAGUUGUUCAAAACUGUUUCGAUUUAUAUAAUAAACUGCCUAAAACAGGAAAACCUGUUGAAAAAGAAUGGACUGUGAUAUCAUGUUUCUUAAAAUACGAUAGAUCUACGAAUGAUGUUGAAGUGGUCUCAUUAGGAACUGGUUCGAAAUGCAUUGGUGCAUCAAAAAUGUCUUCAUCAGGUGAUGUAUUAAAUGACAGUCACGCAGAAGUAAUUGCUCGUAGAGCCUUUCUAUUAUACUUGUAUGAAAACAUCUAUAAAGCUAAUAAAGGUGAGACUUCAAUAUUUGUUAAAGAAUUAGAACAAUGGAAAUUAAAUGACAAUUUAGAAUUUAUUUUUUAUACAUCACAGUUGCCUUGUGGUGAUGCUUCUAUUAUACCUAAGAAUGGUGAAGAAGAAUUCUAUGGUGAUAUUUUAACACAACUAAAGCACAAAGCAGAUGAUGAUUUAAAUGAAAGUGAAAUUAAAAGAAGAAAGCUAAAUGACAUUCACAGAACAGGAGCUAAAUGUUUAACUCAUUGUGAGCAGGACUCUAGGGAACCUGGAAGUAAUUACCACCUUCUAGGUCAAGUGCGAACUAAGCCUGGUAGGGGAGAUAGAACCUUGUCUGUUUCAUGCAGUGACAAAAUAGCCAAAUGGAUACACCUGGGAGUGCAAGGCAGUCUCAUAGACAUCUUUUGUGGUUCAAUUUUUAUUAAAUAUUUUAUAUUUGGUGCUGGAGUUCCAUAUUCUCAAGAAUCUUUAAACAGAGCACUCUUGAAUAGAAACAUGGAGGUAACAAUACAAUUGGGUGUAGUACCAGAGUUCUAUCAAACCUCUUUAGUGUUCCCAAAUAUUAGAGACAUUGAACAUAUUAGAGCCGCACCUGGAAGCAUAGUGUGGGUCAAAUCUGGGAAUCAGUUACUGGAAGUAGCAGUGCUUGGGAAGAAAUUAGGAGUCACUAAGAAAAGAGCUAAUUUACCUAGCAGCAGUUUAUGUAUAAGUAAAUAUAACAUUUAUAGAACAUUUUUAAAUAUUGUGAAAAGUGAUCCAGAUUUAAAAAGAGUGUUGUGUGAUCAAGAAAAUGUUGACAGUAUUCCUUAUAAUUUAAUGAAAAGUAAAUCUACAAGAUAUAGAGACAGAUGGAGAGCCCUUAAGUGUAAUUUCUUUAAAACAUGGACUGUGAAACCUGAUAUGUGGGAUUUUUGUGUAAAUUUAUGA